GCUGUUCAGUUUCUUCGUAGCUUCGGUAUUGACCACAUCGCACUGGUACCGAGUUCCGCGUCGUUCGUUCGUUCGUUCGUUCUGCUCUCCUAUGUAGGUGCCGGACGUUCGUUCUCACACCAGCUUACCGAGUACUGAGUAGUGUUUCCCGAGUUCGCGUGUCGUCUACUAGCGCUUUUUCGUAGUAUUCAGUGUGGGAUAUUCCCGAUAGUUUUUGUACCAGUGACGACGGGCGUUAAUCGACUUCUGUGACGUGUCCCUGGAUGGCUAAUGGGAAGGAAAUGAGGCAAAAAUAGCAUCGUUUCUUUUGAUACUUAUUGCGGGAGACGGUGUCGCGUCUAAGCCAUAAUAAUAUAACACACAUCUGAAGGUAGUUUGAAGAAGAUUGUGAGAGAGAGCAGUUAUCAGCAGAAGAAGACAUCAUCGUUACCUGCAAAGAAGAGACUCGUCGCCGGCCUUAAAAAAGUUUGUUUACAGCGGUUUAUACUAGGAAUAAGGUGUGAAUAUUAGCAGUGAGAAUAACCCCAUAAGCAGUUAUAAGUGAGGAGUGUGGGAAUUUCGUCAUGCCGAAAUACUACAAGGUCGAGAUCAACAAAACGGAAUGGGAAGUGCCGGAAAAGUACCAGAUGCUGACCCCGGUAGGGAGUGGUGCCUAUGGGCAAGUUUGUUCGGCCACCGACAGCCAGCACAACGCCAAGGUGGCCAUCAAGAAGCUGGCGCGCCCAUUCCAGUCGGCGGUACACGCUAAGCGAACGUACCGCGAACUUCGCAUGCUGAAACACAUGAACCACGAGAACAUCAUCGGGCUGCUGGACGUGUUUCAUCCCGGUGGGAACACGCUGGACUCGUUCCAGCAGGUCUACAUGGUGACGCAUCUGAUGGGGGCCGACCUGAACAACAUCAUCCGAACGCAGCGCCUCUCCGACGACCAUGUGCAGUUUCUAGUCUACCAGAUAUUGCGUGGCCUUAAGUACAUUCACAGCGCCGGUAUUAUACACAGGGAUUUAAAGCCGUCCAACAUUGCCGUCAACGAAGAUUGCGAGCUUAAAAUUCUCGAUUUUGGUCUGGCCCGACCGACGGAGAACGAAAUGACCGGUUACGUGGCGACCCGGUGGUACCGGGCGCCGGAGAUCAUGCUCAACUGGAUGCACUACAACCAAACGGUGGACAUCUGGUCCGUCGGGUGCAUCAUGGCCGAACUGCUGACCAGCCGGACGCUCUUCCCCGGCACGGACCACAUCCAUCAAUUAAACCUAAUCAUGGAGAUUUUGGGAACACCAAACGAAGAAUUCAUGGCGAAAAUCUCCUCGGAAAGUGCAAGACACUACAUUCGAUCCCUACCGAAAACGGAGAAACGGAACUUUAGUGACGUCUUUCGAGGUGCCAACCCGUUGGCUAUCGAUUUGCUAGAGAAGAUGCUGGAACUGGACGCUGAUAAGCGUAUCACCGCCGAACAGGCGUUAGCUCAUCCAUAUUUGGAGAAAUACGCCGAUCCAACUGACGAACCAACAUCCUCGCUAUAUGAUCAAAGCUUUGAGGACAUGGAUUUGCCCGUGGAAAAAUGGAAAGAACUUGUUUUCCAAGAGGUCGUAAACUUCGUUCCCCAGCAGCAUGCGCACAUCGGUGGAGAUGCCCAGUGAAGAUGCAGCUUGCUCUAAACCCCUAAACACGACGGAAAAGUCAUUAUUACAAAUCUAGCUUCUAAUCAAAACACCUUACAAAGCAUAUAGCAGCGAAACAGUGAAUGGCGAUCGAUUAAUCUUGGUUAAGAAUACGUGGCAAAGUGCGUACAACUAAAUAUGUACAACAACACAAGAAAACAAAAAUAAAAAAACAAAACACAAGUCCUUUUUAUAAGUGUCCAAGGCAUGCGACAUCGUGAAAGACUCAACACACAUACACCCAGAUGAAAAUAUUUGUGAUUUGCAUUAUAAAUGGAAUGUGUCUCGUAUAUUGUGAGAAAUCAUUGGCAGGGAAUUAUUUCUAAAGUGUUUACUUUCACUAAAAAAAUAUGUAAGCUUUAAGGAGAUUGAAAUUGAAAAAAAAACAUAUAUUUUCCCUCUGGUUGUUAGGUAUAUUGUCGAAUUUUGAAUAAAAAUAUUCAUGCUGCGUGUA
Molecule: messenger RNA, 2115 nt
Organism: Culex quinquefasciatus (southern house mosquito)
Lineage: Eukaryota; Metazoa; Arthropoda; Insecta; Diptera; Culicidae
Product: mitogen-activated protein kinase p38b
Exons: 8
Coding region: 564-1640 (358 amino acids)
Biological process (GO): protein phosphorylation; intracellular signal transduction
Cellular component (GO): cytoplasm; nucleus
Molecular function (GO): ATP binding; MAP kinase activity
Source: RefSeq, a predicted model, not a curated record